Messenger RNA from Dendrobium catenatum, 316 nucleotides. RefSeq lists its product as uncharacterized. The record is from RefSeq and is a predicted model, not a curated record. Lineage: Eukaryota; Viridiplantae; Streptophyta; Magnoliopsida; Asparagales; Orchidaceae.
CCUGCCCAAGUCGCGACUCGCGACUGCCUCGAGCGGUCGAGGCGUCGUCGCGUCGAGCCGCCUGCGGCCUGCCCAGGCCAGCGCGUCCAGCGGUUCUGGCGUUCUGCGACACAGCGAGUCAGCGAGUAGCGACAGUUUCGCGUCCGCGACAGUCCAGCUUCCGGCGUCCGCGCGGCUGUUCCGUGUCCGGCGUCAGGCUUACGCGGGUCGGGUCGGGUUGACCCGAACCCGAAGCGGGUCGGGUUCGGGUCCAGAAAAUCGACCCGUUUGAAAAAACGGGUCGGGUCGACCCGAACCCGAAUAGUACCGGGUCAAU